Messenger RNA from Laetiporus sulphureus 93-53, 1291 nucleotides. RefSeq lists its product as uncharacterized. The record is from RefSeq and is a predicted model, not a curated record. Lineage: Eukaryota; Fungi; Basidiomycota; Agaricomycetes; Polyporales; Laetiporaceae. The transcript has a single exon. The coding region runs from base 211 to 978 and encodes 255 amino acids.
GCCAUACAGGAGGAACCUUGCGGGUACUGGAUUGCAGGCUCGCUCGCGUACAUCGAGGAUUGGAGUUAUGAUGAACGGCUAGAACACAAUGCGGCCGAACAGGAUGUAGCGGUACGAGCCGAGUGUGCCACGCCGACGGUGAGUGGCACACAUGCAUGGUAGACUUUAUGAUGGGGGGCUGACGCGACCCAACAGGACAAGACCUCCGUCAUGUGUAAUGCUGGCCACAAAAGCUCUGCAGCGAAGGCAGCAAUAGAACACGUUUCCGGCAUCGUCUCGGACGACUCUUCCCCUCCUGUUACUCCGAGGUCCCUACUGUCUGGUGUCCCCUACACGCACGAACGCAUCGAUGUGAAGACAGGAUACGCAGACGUCACGGUCGCCGAGCAAGCGUCGCUGACAUCGGUGGAUCCCCGUUCGUUCCGCAGUGAGAUAGACCCUACAGAUGUCGACAAUGCGGCUGAGACGCCCAGCACCGACAUCGAGCGCUCAGCCUUCUCGGUGAUCACCAUCCGCUUGCAUCUUGGAACCCCUCCCCUGCAGCAGGGCGGCAGCGAGGAAAAGAUUGAGGAAAGCCGAAAUAUCGAAGCUCCGCGAGAAAUAUCCCCGGCAGGAUUGCAGUUCUAUCGGGAACUCUUCGCACACUGGGCUUCACCAAGGAGACCUACUGACCAGCCGAUCGCCAAGAAGCCCGACACAAUGAACACGCUCGCCACGAUGCCGAAGCUCCCCACGGUAAAGAAAAGUGCCGUAGCGAGAAAGCCAGGCAUGAAGCUGAAACGUCGUCCUCAGUGGGGAGCGGUAGACAAUAUACCUAUUUACGUCGACAAGGCUCGGGCAUGGCGGGAAUUCAUCGCAGCGGUUUGGAACGAGUUGGCUGAUGAGUACGAUCUCCGAGGUGCUGCAGUACAGCCUAUACAGGGAGAAGCCAUGGAAGACGAGGUGCGUGCACGCAACCACAGAGGUGGAGAUUGUUAGAGUUAACAAAUAGGGAAUGCGAUAUCCGUAGGAACCCGAGGUACUAAAGCACGAUAUCGCGCUUAAUCAGGAAGGCAUGGAAGACGCAGCCACAGACGACUCGAGCCAUUCCACAGGUGGCCAACCUGCGAGGGGAUCAGAAAGGAAGCCUCGACCAAUGACUAUACAGGAACGGCUGGAGCUGACCAAGAACAAGCAGCUUGCGUGCCUUGAGAAGUAUAGGAUGCAGCAGACUAAACCAUGCGAGGGUCGAUAUCUCUCACUGACGCGUCAGGAGGCAAUGCUUCACGUUCUCGGCAUGAUGAUCGUCAUG